Neocloeon triangulifer is the source of this 1094-nucleotide messenger RNA. Its product is annotated as N6-adenosine-methyltransferase TMT1A-like. The coding region runs from base 191 to 646 and encodes 151 amino acids. The record is from RefSeq and is a predicted model, not a curated record. The transcript has 4 exons. NCBI's taxonomy places the organism in Eukaryota, Metazoa, Arthropoda, Insecta, Ephemeroptera, Baetidae. Gene Ontology annotation, molecular function: S-adenosylmethionine-dependent methyltransferase activity.
CAGAUUCGCCGCCUGGGAAACUGAAAGAAAGUCCUCGGUCAACCGGGAACCAUUGAAAUCAAGCUACUUUGAACUUACGAGAAUAUUCUGCGAGUUAGUCAGAAAGGAAGAAAAAGAUCUGACCAUUUUGGAAAUUGGCUGUGGCGGAGGAGUAAACCUGCAGUUCUUUCCUCCGAACAGCUCUUUGCUGAUGCUCGACAUCAAUCCCCACUGUGAAAAGUACCUCCGAGAGAACCUGAAGAAACAUCCGCACCUAAAUCUACGAGAGUUCAUCUGCGGGUCUGCCGAGAACAUUCACCAGGUGCAGUCAGGGUCUGUGGAUGUUGUGGUCAGCUCGAGGACGCUCUGUUCGUUAGACGAGUCCAAAGCAUUGAAGGAAAUUUUCCGAGUUUUAAAACAUAAUGGAAAACUUGUUUUUGAGGAACACAUUAUAUCUUCGUCCAGGACCUGGAGAAUAAUUCAGCAAUUUUUAUCAAUUUCUAAAAUUUCCAAAACUCUCUGUUUCGGCUGCAGACUCAACAAAGAAAUAAUAAGUGCCAUCAGCCAGGCCGGAUUUCACAAAGUGCAGCACAAAAGGAUUGACCAGAGUUUCUCGUUGGCAGGCCAACUGCAGCCCUACGUAGUCGGAACAGCGACCAAACCAUGAGCUUAUCAUUAAAAAUGGAAGAAUUCAAUUUCGAAAGUGAACUUUUUGAAAGUGAAAAGCCUGACCCGCUUUUGAACAAGGAAAAACCUCAGUUUAGACCGUUAUACUUUUUCCCCAAAGACUACGAAAGCAUCAAAGAUCUCGAUGAAAAAUUCAAGUCGGACCCGAAGUUGUUGAAGCAAUAUGCAGACUAUCUUUACUUCAAAGGCGAGUACACCGCCGCGCUUGGCGUUUACAAAGAGCUGGAAAGUUUGUACCGAGGAAACUCUUUCAUGACAAAGUGUGUGCAGGAAAGUGCAGCGUGGUGUUUGGCUAAAUUGGGUCGGUGUGACGAGGCUGAGACUUUAGUUCAAGGAUUGCAGCCCGAUGCCAACACAUACGAAAGCAAGCACGGACUGGAAUUCUUCUUGAGCAAAAUAAAACACUGAUAAAUUUCAGUUUACAUCCA